AUGACUUCCCCAAACGACAUCAUGAGAAAAAACCUGAAGAUGAUUCAUGGCUAUCCCAUGGUCUAUGCAUUUACAAACAACUGGGAAAAGAUUGAACAGUUCCACAGCAGACCUGAUGACAUCGUGAUAGCCACUUACCCCAAAUCAGGUACCACUUGGGUUAGUGAAAUUGUGGACAUGGUUGUAAAUAAUGGAGAUGUUGAAAAAUGUAAGCGGGAUUUUAUAACAGUUAAAGUUCCAAUGUUGGAAAUGGCCGUCCCUGGACUAAGAACUUCAGGAGUAGAACAAUUAGAGAAGAAUCCCUCACCCCGGCUUGUGAAGACACAUCUACCAAUUGAUCUCCUUCCUAAGUCUUUCUGGGAGAACAACUGCAAGAUGAUUUAUAUGGGUCGAAAUGCCAAGGACGUUGCAGUUUCGUAUUACCAUUUUGACUUAAUGAAUAAUUUGCAACCUGUUCCUGGCACCUGGCAAGAAUACCUGGAGAAGUUCAUGACUGGAAAUGUGGCCUAUGGUUCCUGGUUUAAUCAUGUUAAGAGCUGGUGGAAGAAAAAGGAAGAACACCCAAUACUUUUCUUGCACUAUGAAGAUAUGAAAGAGAAUCCAAAGCAGGAAGUCAAGAAGAUUAUGAGAUUUCUAGAGAAGAAUUUGAAUGAUGAGGUCUUGGAUAAGAUCAUCCAUCACACCUCAUUUGAAAUGAUGAAAGACAACCCUCUGGUGAAUUACACACAUAUACCAAGUACAGUGAUGGAUCACAGCAAAUCCUCUUUUAUGCGUAAAGGGACUACAGGUGACUGGAAGAAUUACUUCACAGUGGCCCAAAAUGAGAAAUUUGAUGCCAUUUACAAGAAGGAAAUGUCUGGAACUGCACUUCAGUUCCGCACAGAGAUUUAAAGAGCCUACACUGCCAAUCUGAAGGAGGAAGAACUGAGCUGUAAUUUGUUAAAAUGGUCAGUUAUGACUUUACUUGGGCAGUCAAAUGGACUUAUAAAGGAGAAAAUGUGCUUUUAAAAUGGAUUUUUUUUUUUUUUAGCGUCAUUAAUCAGGUCUCAGCUUCACUCCUCACUCUGAGCUUCCAAAUUCCCUAAAGUUAGGGCCAAUUGUUACCUUUUUGUAGGAUCUUCCUGCCUUUUCCUAGACUAGUAUGAACCGCAAAGUACUUAUCCUACUCAAUCUCUAUAUAUUGUGGCUGAGAAAUCCAUUCCCCUCCCUAUUAACAUGGUCCAAGAAGUGCUAUUUGCACCCUGAGACUAUAUUUUCUAGCUCUGCCCCAGCUUCCCUUUGUUGAAAAUUUGACUCAGGACACUGUGUUCCAUUGCUGUGUUCCAGGUUUCAAGUUGUUCCCUGAACAACUUGAACAACAUAGAUCAUCUUCUCACAGUGCCACUAUUUGGAUAACAUAGUUCAUGUCCCAGAUGAUGUGGUUCAGAUUUCAGAAAUGUUGUUCCUAUACCUAAUUUCUAAGCAUACAAAUUUUUAAUUGAUGAGGAUCCAAUUUCUGGGUCUCCAUAGGUGAAAGGCCUAUACUGGUCUCCCUAAGACCCUUCCAGGGGAACUGUAGCUCUGCUCUGAGAGCCUGGACUAAGGCAGCAACCUGCUUCCUGUGCAAAGUCCUCCCCAACCUCAACAGUCUCUACUGCAAGGCUGAGAAUUGUCUAUUGCCAUGCUCUGGGCAGCAUUCAGGAAUUUCAGUUACUUCAUUUUGUGAUUUUUUUUUUUUUGGUGUGUGUGUGUGGCAUUUAUCAAACUGGUAUCAAAGGGAGACUCUGUUCUGAAUUUCCACUAUGCCCUUCUUACCCCAUUUCCCUUCUGUGUACCAUCCAACACCUAUCCCAUCAGCUUGGGCUAUUUGAUAAAAUGCUUCCUUGGGACAUUUGUUUCUCAACUCCAGCUUUGCCUUAGAUGUACUUAUCUAUAUCUCCAUGUGCAGCAAGAUCUUUUAUCUGCAGAUAAUAUCAGCAUGUGACAAAUUGCAUGCCAGGCCCAACCUCCCAAACUCAUGCUGGGUGAGAAUGUCCUGGGUCUUACUUGUUCUGGAGAAGAGUUCUGGAGCUGAGCCAUGACUGAGACAGCUACAAUAAUUUGGGUGAUGGUGUUUUGCCUUCAUAGGCAAAUGGCUGCCAUCAGCUUCUGAAGUGGGAACAGAGCCUCAGGCAUGUAACUUCUCUCCUCCCUAGCCCCAGCAAACUGUUUAUCUAAUGGCAACUGCAAAUCUCCUGGGAGUGAUAUAUAUAUGAUUUUGGAAAUAGUUGUUUUGAUAGUUUUAUUAUAAUAUGUAUUAUAAAUUGUUUUUGUAUGUUCCUUAGAAAUAUGUUUAGUAGUAGUUAAUCUUGAAUACCUAGGGAUAUGGUGAACUAGUUUUAGCUUUCUAGAAUAUGCUUAACAACACAAAAGUAAAGCCGAUCACAGAUCUAUUUGAUUUAUUAUCUUUAUUAAUCAGUUAAUGUGAUACAUGCUUUGGAUUAUAUGGUCUAUUUUUGAAUAAAAAAUGUGUCUUUCUGAA
Molecule: messenger RNA, 2500 nt
Organism: Herpailurus yagouaroundi (jaguarundi)
Lineage: Eukaryota; Metazoa; Chordata; Mammalia; Carnivora; Felidae
Gene: SULT1B1
Product: sulfotransferase family 1B member 1
Exons: 7
Coding region: 1-891 (296 amino acids)
Molecular function (GO): sulfotransferase activity
Source: RefSeq, a predicted model, not a curated record